CGCACUCGCCACCCCGCGCCGCGGCUACUGCCUUGCGGUGUGCUGUUAGACAGCCAGCCCUCGGGCCCCCGCCCGCCACGGACAUGCCGCGCGUCUACAUAGGACGCCUGAGCUACAACGUCCGGGAGAAGGACAUCCAGCGUUUUUUCAGUGGCUAUGGCCGUCUUCUCGAAGUAGACCUCAAAAAUGGGUGUGGUGGAGGUGGAUACAGCAGUCGGAGAACCUCUGGCAGGGACAAAUAUGGACCACCUGUUCGUACAGAGUACAGGCUUAUUGUAGAAAAUCUUUCUAGUCGCUGCAGUUGGCAAGAUUUAAAGGAUUUUAUGCGGCAAGCAGGUGAAGUGACCUAUGCAGAUGCUCAUAAAGAACGCACAAAUGAGGGUGUAAUUGAGUUUCGCUCCUACUCUGACAUGAAGCGUGCUUUGGAUAAACUGGAUGGUACAGAAAUAAAUGGCAGGAAUAUUAGGCUUAUUGAAGAUAAGCCACGAGGAAGCCAUAGACGAUCUUAUUCUGGAAGCAGAUCCAGGUCACGAUCUCGAAGAAGGUCACGAAGUAGGAGUCGCAGGAGCAGCCGCAGUAGAUCUCGAAGUAUCUCAAAAAGUCGCUCCCGAUCCAGGUCGCGGAGCAAAGGUCGCUCACGUUCUCGAUCAAAAGGCAGGAAAUCUAGAUCAAAAAGCAAAUCUAAGGCCAAGUCUGAUCGGGGCUCCCGUUCACGUUCUCGAAGCAGAUCUAAGGAUGAGUAUGAGAAAUCUCGAAGCAGGUCUCGAUCUCGAUCCCCCAAAGAAAAUGGAAAAGGUGAUAUAAAGUCAAAAUCCAGGUCAAGGAGCCAGUCUCGUUCCAAUUCACCCCUACCCGUUCCACCCUCAAAGGCUCGUUCUGUGUCCCCUCCACCAAAAAGAGCUACUUCAAGGUCUCGUUCUAGAUCUCGCUCAAAGUCAAGAUCAAGGUCCAGAUCGAGUUCCAGAGAUUAACCCAGAACUCUACGUUCUUUGCACACUAUUACGGAACACUUUCCUACUUGCUUAGGCAGUUACUCUUCCAUGUUUAUACUUGGUCUCUUCAACAAGAGGAAUCUCCUGAAAACAGGGGCACACAGAAAUUUGAUUUGUGGCCAAAUUUGAUGAAAAAAGAUGAGGUUUUAAGGAAAUGGUGGCAUGAAGUCAAAGGCCCUCUCCCCUUUGUAGAAUUAAGAUGACU
Messenger RNA from Tupaia belangeri chinensis (Chinese tree shrew), 1197 nucleotides. RefSeq names its product serine and arginine rich splicing factor 6 (gene SRSF6). Gene Ontology annotation, molecular function: mRNA binding. Bases 84 to 971 code for a protein of 295 amino acids. The record is from RefSeq and is a predicted model, not a curated record. NCBI's taxonomy places the organism in Eukaryota, Metazoa, Chordata, Mammalia, Scandentia, Tupaiidae. The transcript has 5 exons. Gene Ontology annotation, cellular component: nucleus; cytoplasm.